This is a messenger RNA of Nicotiana attenuata, 675 nucleotides long. RefSeq lists its product as uncharacterized. NCBI's taxonomy places the organism in Eukaryota, Viridiplantae, Streptophyta, Magnoliopsida, Solanales, Solanaceae. The transcript has a single exon. The record is from RefSeq and is a predicted model, not a curated record. Bases 1 to 675 code for a protein of 224 amino acids.
AUGAAACUAUGCCCACCUAUUGCUCACACUGCAAAGUUCAAGGGCACUCUAGAAAAAUGCAGGGCUGUUCAACAUGAAAAGCUACAAGAAGGAGGACAAACUAGGCUGGCUGGGAAGGAAGAUAAUAUGGCACAUAUCACUCAACAAAGUAAGGUUAAACAGACCACUGGCAACAACCAAGAUCAAAGAAGGCAUGUAGAACAAAUGGAGCCUACAGGCACUGAACCUCAUGAGGGAAGAAUGUACAAACAGACCGCUCAAAAUGGCAAAUGGCAAAAUGUCGAAAGAAAAAUAUACAAAGGGAUGAACAACAAUGGGGCAUCGAUGGGCCAGCAACAAAAUAAGAGCAACAACAAUGAGAAGGUCACAGAGCAAAGAGCAAGCCAGGGAAACAACAGAACAGAGGUCAACAACUCCUUCAAUCUCCUACAAGAAGGAAUAGAGGAUGGUCAAAUGGAUACGACAAUCUGUAAGAAUGUAAGUAUGGAAGAACAUGACUCUAAACAAGACCACCAAGGUACACAACAACAAGAAAGAACUACAAGGUGGGACAAAGUUCAAAAAGACAAACAAAAGGAAAAAAGCAAAAAGUAUCAAACUGGACUUAACCUGAGAAGUGCUAGAACAAGAAAUGCUACCAAAAACAACAAAGUCGAUACAGAACUACAAGGAUAG